AUGAAUCUCAAUCUUUCCGCAUCGGCCAAUGUGACCAGGCUGCUGUUCAAGCCCAGCUUGUGCCUGCCGCAUCACACGGUCCCGACCUUCAAUGACCUGCCGAUUCCCCUGGACAAGGCUCUGCUCAAGAAGGGCCUCAAGUCCAAUAUCAAGGCUGUCGUGCUGGACAAGGACGACUGCUUUGCGUAUCCUGACGCCAAAGAGGUCUAUGAACCCUACAAGCAACAUUUUGAGGCGCUGAGGAAAGAGUAUCCUGGUCGCCGCCUGCUGGUGGUCUCCAACACGGCCGGCGCAAAGAGCUGGGAUAAGGACCUGAAGCAGGCUGCCGAGGUAGAGAAGAGCACCGGCGUGUACGUGCUGCCGCACUCCGUCAAGAAACCCGGCUGCGGCGCCGAGAUCAUGGCCUACUUCAAGCAGCACCCGGAGACGGGCGUGACGGAUCCCUCUCACGUCGCCGUCGUGGGCGACAGGCUCACUACCGACAUGAUGCUCGCCAACAUGAUGGGGGGCUGGGGGUUCUGGGUGCGGGAUGGCGUCGUUCCGUUCCAACAAAAGAGCAUCUUCUCCAGAAUGGAACGGAACCUCGCCGACUUCCUUGCAUCGCGGGACGUGCAGGCGCCUCGGCCCUUCUCGCGGAGUGACUAA
Purpureocillium lilacinum is the source of this 645-nucleotide messenger RNA. NCBI's taxonomy places the organism in Eukaryota, Fungi, Ascomycota, Sordariomycetes, Hypocreales, Ophiocordycipitaceae. The record is from RefSeq and is a predicted model, not a curated record.